Messenger RNA from Ectocarpus sp. CCAP 1310/34, 2133 nucleotides. Lineage: Eukaryota; Phaeophyceae; Ectocarpales; Ectocarpaceae. The record is from the annotation of a GenBank genome assembly.
AUGCGCAGGACAUUCGGGUUUUCGCUAGUGGAAGAUCAAGCUUCGACAAGCAAUCAUCCUCCACGCGCCGGAGCUUCUCCCCGCCCUCAACGGAAACGCGCGUCCUUCGGCGACCGCGGCGAACGCGGAAGAUGUGGCCGCGUGGGACAAGGCCAACGGUCGCCUGUUCUGGAGGAGGAAGUGUCGGACCCAGUCUACCUGGACAUCAUGCUCUCAGGCCUGACCAAGGCCCCGGAGUUCAAGUUCAUCAGGGAGAUGCACUACCGUGACAAUUUUACUUCAGUAGACAGUCUCCAGGCGACAGCUAACCGCUUUUUUGUGGAUCAGCAGUCGCGCAACGCGUCGGGCCCUGUGGUCUCGGGCCGAGGGGCUGCGAUGGCGGUCGCGUCCGAUACCGACCAGUGCCGCCGAUGCAAGGCGUACGGACACUUUCAGCGCAAUUGUCCGCAAGAGGUCCAAAAGAGCCGUCCUACACAGAGCAAGAAGAAGGGAGCAAACAAGCGAGGAAAUGGUGGGAGUGCACAGCCAAAGUGGUGCUCCUACCACAACACCAAGACACACAGCGAUGCUGAAUGCCAGAAGCAAAAGGAGAUCCAGGAAAACAAGCAGAAGGAGCUUGAAGGGUUGGCAGCGAACCUGGCGCUCCUGCAGCUCCGUCAGAGCCGACUUCGUUCGGGGUGCUUCGGUGCCUUCAUGGGGACUCACGCAGAGUUGUCGUUUGCUCCUUUUCGCUCCGACGUCGAACACCUUCGGGUCCCACACACGAUCGUCGCCGCGGGCCAGCAUGUCCUCAAAGGCGUUGCGACGGGGACUAUCGUCGGCGCCGUCACGGACGACAAUGGGAACGAGCGGCACGUCCUCUUUCGCGUCAUCUUGGUACCAGGGCCGGGCACCAACCUCUUCUCCGUGACAUUGGCGAUGCUAAAAGGGGUGGCGACGUUGUUUCAUCCGGACAACACCAGGUUGGAUNUCGUCGCCGCGGGCCAGCAUGUCCUCAAAGGCGUUGCGACGGGGACUAUCGUCGGCGCCGUCACGGACGACAAUGGGAACGAGCGGCACGUCCUCUUUCGCGUCAUCUUGGUACCAGGGCCGGGCACCAACCUCUUCUCCGUGACAUUGGCGAUGCUAAAAGGGGUGGCGACGUUGUUUCAUCCGGACAACACCAGGUUGGAUUCAGGGGACGUGGUUUUCCCAAUGCAGACCCUCGGGGUGGACGCCACGACCGGAAAACGCAUCUACUCCAUCGAGGUGAAGCUAGGGCGUGAACCUGGGGGCCCGACGGUCCUCGGAGACGCGCCUGAUGCCCUCGCCUUGAAGGUGGAGUCCGCUGAUCUCUGGCACCGGCACAUGGGGCACAUCAACGGCAAGAGCUUGGACGUUCUAAGGAAAGAACCGGUCCACGGCGUCGACUACACCGGAGACGUGAAGGACUGUAGUGUCUGCCCGCUCGGAAAGAGCGCACAACAACCUCACCCGAAGCAGGCCACCUACGGCGUCCUGCGCCCCUUCCAGCACGUUUCCGUCGACACCCUUGGCCCCUCCACACCUACAGCGUUGGGCGGAUUCAAGUACGCCACCAACUUCGUGGACCAGCAGACAAAGUGGGCGGAGAUAGUGCUCAUGAAGGACAAGACCUGUUCUGUAGACUCCCUCGCGUUGCUCAACAAAGGGACCGUGAUCGGAGCCAACGAGCGUGCGGGUCGGACGAUUUUGAAUGUCGUGCGCUGUCUGCUCGCUAACUCAACUCCACCGAACUUCCUUUGGGGGGAGCUGAUCCAGACGGCAGCCUUCCUGAGCAACCGGGUUCCUCAUGCAGCCCUGCAAAACGGGACGCCGUACAAGGCGCUCUACGGCAAGGAUGCCUACCUUGGUCACCUUCGGGUGAUAGGGUCAAGGGCGUUCGUGCACGAAGAGACCCACACCAGGAAGCUGGAGCACUGUGCUUGGGAAGGACGCCGUGUCGGAUGCAGCAUGAACAGCAAGUCGUACCGAAUCUACAACUCUGAGACGCGACGUGCACGGGUGAGUCCAAAUGUUGUCUUCAUUGAGACACCUCCCGUUACGCCUGCGUUGGAUGAGGGUGGCUUCGACGACGGGGAGUUCACGAACUCCUCCCACCGACGACGCGCCUAG